Messenger RNA from Striga asiatica, 492 nucleotides. The record is from the annotation of a GenBank genome assembly. NCBI's taxonomy places the organism in Eukaryota, Viridiplantae, Streptophyta, Magnoliopsida, Lamiales, Orobanchaceae.
AUGAGCCGCAUACGUAAUUUCAUAAGAGAAAAUUACGCAAAUGCCCUUCAUCCUCAAAUUCGCGGCUAUCUUCAAGUGGUGUUUCCAGACUUGGCCCGUCUAUAUCAAGCGAAUUGGACCGAUUACGAUCGAUUGAUGAAUGAUGUUCGUAAUUGGAUCUAUGCCUAUCUCAAACCCAUGUUUGAGAUGGGUAUGGGUUUUGUGGAGUACAUGUAUUUGGUAGCGACGGCGAUGAACAACUUUUCAAACAUUCCAAUGCCAAUAGGAGCAGGACAACUACACUGGUUUCAACCUGUCCUGCCCACUCCCCGCUUUGCGAUUCUCGACGAUGUGAGAGCUCUCAUUAAUUUGGCGGGAAACAUUUAUCCAAACCCUUCGAUAAGGUUCCUUAUCGAGAUGGAGGGAUAUUUGAAAUCCCUCCAUUUGACAUCCUUCCCGUUUGAGAAAGAUCCUCUGAGUACCAGAGGAUCUUUCUCAGACGGGAAGGAUUGA